GGGGGGGGGGAUACACAUUUUACCACUUUGGAAGUGUCGCGCAACCUAUUCAUUCAGGAAAACGAUUGUCUUAUUAUUGAUUUAAAUGUCUUAGAUAGAAAUAUUUUAAAGUACUUACUUAUGAUAAUUAUUGUAACUACUGAGCUCAGUGAUUGCGGGGUCACGGUCGAGUUAUAGACUUAUAGAUAAAGCGCAAUUCCCCGCAAAAAAUAUAUACACACCUAUUUGGGAUUCACCACACAGUGCUAAAAUUGUUCCAGAAAUCAUUAUAAAUUUUAAUUUUUAAAUAUUUUGACACCUUUAAUUAUAACCAAGUUAUGGAAAGCACUCAUUUUAGUCGUGGUUGUUUCCCCCAAAAGUCAAAAAUAAAAAUGUAUUCUACAAGCAGGCCUCAAGGACUCUUUUACGAGUCAAUACAACAUUGAUUAUAGUAACAUCAUAUAGUGACAUGAAAAAUACAUAACAACAUUUAUAAAUACAACAGCUAAUACCUGGGUAAACAUUACAUUAUAAUAAUCUUAAAAUAAAUAAUUACUACAAUACAAUGGAGAUGUAUAGUCUCUAUGAUUAAAAUACAUUAAAUCUGGAGAUGUAAAAGGUCCCCAAUGUCAGAGUACUAAUACUAAUAAGAUUUGGAGGUGUAAAAUCUCUCCAAGUGUCAAAAUAAAAUUAAUACUAAAUAAAUAAAUCGCGUCUGGACUGUUAAGCUAGCAGUCUCAUAAACUAAUGCUACAGAAUACAUAACUAGUACCAAGUCAAGUAUAUUAUACAAUAUUACAGAAACGUAUAGUCUCCAUGGUUAAUACAUUAAGUUUGGAGAUGUAUAAGGUCCCCACGGUCUGAGAAAGAUAAUACACAAUAAUAAUGACAUUAAUAGGAUUUGGCCUUGGCCCAUGCCUUUCACCCGAGUUUAACACUUUUAUUUUCGAAUACGAGGAAUGUAAAAUACGUGUGUAUUUAAAAACAUGACUAUGUAUAAAUUUAUAUAAUAUUUGUUGAGGGUACUUUCAAAUAAUAAUUUAUGUAAAAGUAUCGUUAUUUAUGGAAUGGGGAGUUAAAUGGACUAUUUUUAGGGUUCCGUACCGAGUCAACUGGGAACCCUUCGGUCAUUUUCUAUAUUUGUGCCUGCGUCUAAACUCCGUCAAACCAUACUAAAUACAUGUAUGAAAAGUUUGAAGGAGUUGAGUCUGACCGCAGUCAUAUAAUUUGAGAAUUAUAGUUUUGCCGUGUCCGUCUAUCUGUCUGUCUCUCCGUCCACGGCUUUGCUCAGUGGUCGUUAGGGCUAGAAAGCUGCAAUUUGGUAUGAAUAUUUAAAACAAUUAUGCCGACAAAAUGGUAAAAUAAAAUAAAGAAUUUUGUUAGGGUACCUCUCCUACACGUAAAGUGGAGGUGAAUUUUUUUGUCGCUUCAACCCUAUGAUGGGGUGUCGUUGGAUAGGUCUUUCAAAACCAACACGGGUCUUCAAGAACCAGUUUUUGAUAAACAUCAGAUUUUCAGAAAUAAUCGCUCUAAAAAAAAAAAGUGUCCCCCCUCUAAGUUUUGCACCAUGGGUCCAAAAAAUCCUUAAAGGAAAACUAUAGCGAACAUGAUCGCUUAAGCCGAUUUUGAGUUUUUGGAAUAAAAUCUUCCCUUCUUAGUAAAAGUGCUACAAAGGUACUCCCUUUUACUUUUUAUGUAGGUCCAUAAUGAACAUACAUUUAGGUACAUAAUUGGCUAAAAGGCUGGUUAUGUAGGUUGUACAUUAUAGGCUGCCUUGAACGGGGACUAUUAGUGGGUAUUGUGUAGAUACAGAUUUGAGCCCAUUUGACGGACGGGUAACUACGGAACCCUACACUGAACAUAGUCCGACAUGCUCUUGGCUGGUUUAUUCAUUUGUUCCUUACCCAAAGGGCCAAACGGGACCCUAUUACUGAGACUCCGCUGUCCGUCCGUCCGUCCGUCUAUCACCAGACUGUAUCUCAUGAACCUUGAUAGUAAGCCUGUUGACAUUUCUACAGAUUAUGUAUUUCUCUUGCUGCUAUAACAACAAAUACUAAAAAGAGAUUAAAAUAAAUAUUUAAGAGGGCUCCUAUACAAAAAAAGUGAUUUUUAGAUAAUGGUACGGAACCUUUCGUGCGCGAGUCCGACUCGCACUUGGCCGAUUUUUUCUCAGAUUUGGAUAAAAUUUAUAAAUUUAUUUAAAUUUAUAGUUCCUUCUGUGCAACAUAAGCGAAAUUUCACCGUAAGUCCUACAAAAUAAUCCACUGGGUUACAAAAAACGUAUGGAAUUUCCCAUAGUAAAAUGCUCUAGAGCAGCAACGUGUCACUUUCUGCACACUUCAUAUAAAAACAAUGACCCCGUUUCAGAGCAUGACAAAGGAAAACUUAAAGUAAGCUUAGAGUACUCGCUUCAUACAUUCGUUUAUUUAUACAUAUAAUAAUAAUGGGAGGUAUGGUAAAACGUAUUACCAUUCAGUUUAAAACUAGCUUAAAUGAUAAUACUUAAUAGGCUUAAACUUAAAACUUAUUAUAUGAGUAAAUGAGUUUUUAUCUAUGUAUAGAGUGAGCACACUAAGAUGUACAUGCUAUUUCAAAAAAAGUUAAAGUUAUAUUAAUUGUUACAAUGGGCCGUGCUCUGAAGAAUUGUUUAACAUGGUGCCAACGGCUGCUUUCUAUCACCUCACACCCUAUAGGACCUAAAUUGCCGCGUACUGUACGGUUUAACAGGAAUCCCUUCCGCGGACGCUCCGUCUGUGGAAUGAGCUCCCUGCCGAGGUUUUCUUUUUUCGAGGUUUUACAGUAUGGGGUUCUUCAAAAAAGGAGUGUACAGGUUUUUAAUCGGUAAGGCGGUAAGGCGCAUGUAACGUUUCUGGAGUUGCAGACGUCCAUAGAGCCAUGGGUCAUCUGGAGAUUUUAACAAAAUACCGACUUCACAAAACAGAUUCAAAAAGCUACCAUUUUAUGGUCUUCGUCUCGUCAUUAGCGCAUGAUGCUUUCCGUGAGAAAAUGCAAGGGUUAUUUACCCAAUCAGUAGUGUUUUCCAAAUAUUUGAGGAGUUUGAUCCCAUAAUUAAAUUUUGCCCUGAUAGAUAAACUGAACCGCAUUAGGAAGUAUUAUUCAAAUAAAAAUAAGUACUUUCCAAAAUCGGUCCAGCUAACUGUCACAAAAAGUGAGAUUGGUGAACAUAAGUGUCAUAAGUACCUUACCUAUAUUAAAAUAAACCGGACAAGAGCAUGUCGGGCCAUGCUCAGAAUAGGGUUCCGCAGUUAUUCUUCCGUCAGAAUAAGUUAAACUGGAGCUUAAAGUAUUGUAGAUUGUUAACCAAGGGAUGAACUGUGGAUAUACAUCUUUUUACUAUGAAGGGGAAACUUUUUGUGAUAACUCAAAAACAGCUACACUGAUCAUGUCCGCUAUAGUUUUCAUUUAAUGACUUUCUUAAGCUCUACUACCACGAUUUUUUUUCAUAUUUUUUUGACCUAUGGUUCAAAAUUUUGAGGGGGGGGGGGCGAUUAUCUCCGAAUAUAUCCAACAUUCCAACGAUAUCCCACACUGUAGGGUUAAAGUAAAAAAAAAUGUCACCCCCCACUUUACGUGUAGGGGAAGUACCCUAAAAUUUAGAUUUUAUUGUACGACUUUGUCGGCCUUAUUGGUUUAUAUAUCCAUGCCAAAUUUCACCUUUCUAGCACUAACGACCACGGAGCAAAGCCUCGGACAGACAGACAGACGGACAUGGCGAAACUAUAAGGGUUCCUAGUUGACUAAUUCGAAAUGUAACCCUAAAAAGAUCGAAUAAUUCGAAAUUAUGAAGUCAAAAACAAGUUGUUUUGACAAAUAGGGGUUUUCCAGUUUUUUUCUUAGCUAAUCAUCUCAGUUGAUAAAGAUAGGCAAUAUAAUGGGUUCUCGCACGUCAACAAGCGACAGUUACGAAGAUUACACCACAAGUGGCACAUGUAAACAAAAUUGUGAUAAAAUUUGUGUAAAUCAAAAUCGAAUGUUUAUAGUCAAAAUGAUUAAGUUAGGCAAACUAUUGUGUGCCAUUUUAUUUGUGGGAACGCACUACGCUGCUGGCGCUCCCAAUUCUGGCUACCAGUACAGCCGAGAAGUGAACGCGUGGCUGCGCCUGCACAUGGUGCCCGCCACCUGGGCGGAGGCGGGCAUGCGCUGCCUCCUCGAAGGUGCCGUUCUAGCAUCUCCUACGACCAAUGCCAUGGCCCAGGUGAUGGUGGCCAUGAUGGAUGACCACAAGCUGACUUACAGCGUGUUCACCGGGAUCAACUCCAUUCUAGUCAGGGAAAACUUCACGUCUCUUGAAGGACUACCGGUCUCAUCUAUCCCGGUGAGCUGGGCUGACGGUCAGCCAGACAACGACAACACGGACGAGGACUGCUUGGUGCUGACGAGCGAGGGCAAACUGGCUGACAUGAGCUGCGAGAGCAUGCUGCCGUACUUCUGCCGCAAGGAGGACAAGUGCGGCGCCACUAAGGCAAAAGGGUAUAAGUGGGAGCCCCGCACUGGCAGCUGUUACAAGUACCACGAGGAAUUCCGGAUGUGGCGUGAUGCCCUGGCGACGUGCCACGCCGAGGGCGGACAUCUGACCACCAUCAACCAUAAUAUUGAGUCUACAGUGCUCAAGGAAAUAUUUUCUGGGAAAAUAGGAAAUUAUGCCUUUGUUGGUAUUUUGCAUUAUAAUGAUGACGUGUGGGCGACAAUUAAUGGUGAGAUGCUCUCCGACUUCGGUUUUCUAGGGUGGGCUAAAGGUGAGCCCAACAACGUCAAUGAAAAUGAGUUCUGCGGCUCCAUCUAUCACGACGGACUUCUGAACGACGUCCAGUGCCACCAAUCCGCUCCAUUUAUUUGCGAGUUUACCCCUAAAAAUUAGUCGGCGGCUGUUUGUUCAAACGGCGCGAUUCGAAGAAUGAGUAACGAUAACGAUAAGUUAUGGUUUAGAUAAGUUCUCAUUUAGAUAUCGUUUGUAUGUCGUAUAAUUGACAGAAGCAGCUCGAUUCGGGCAACCAGAGUCACUUUGACGUUAGAAAUAUCGUAGGUAGCUGUGAUCCCACACAGCGGAAUCGAAAUAAACGUCAAUUUUGACAUGUCGUUUAGUUAUCGAUCUUUUAAAGAUCAUUCCAAGAUCUUAAACGUGUCUUAAUCAUUCUUAGAAUCGGGCUGAAAGUUAGGUACCUAGUAGAUUUGCUACAGGGACAAAUACAUUAUAAGAAAUACUACGACUCAGUAUCAUAGCGGAUGAAACAACGUGCCAAAAUUAUCUGCUACCCUGAAAUUAUUUUCCAAUUUUUUUUGAAGUGAAAACUUCUUUCUAUAAAUUGUUAUUGGCAUGAAUAUUUAAUAUUUAAAUUUAAUCUUCAUUAACUAUUCAUUUACUAUAUUACUAGUAUUUUUGAAUACCUAUUUGUAUUACUAAGCGGUGGUGGCCGAGUGGAUAUGACGUCCGACUUUCAAUCCGGAGGUCGCGGGUUCAAAUCCUGGCUCGUACCAAUGAGUUUUUCGGAACUUAUGUACGAAAUAUCAUUUGAUAUUUACCACUAGCUUUUCGGUGAAGGAAAACAUCGUGAGGAAACCUGCAUGCAUCUGCGAAGAAAUUCAAAGGUGUAUGUGAAGUCCCCAAUCCGCAUUGGGCUAGCGUGGGGACUAUAGCCCGAGCCCUCUCGCGCAUGAGAGGAGGCCUGUGCCCAGCAGUGGGACGUAUAUAGGCUGAAUUAUUAUAAUUAUUAUUAUUAUUUGUAUUACUAUAUAAACCUAUUUACUAAUAUUUAUAUAUGGUUUGACGACCAGUUUGGCCUAGUGGGUAGUGACCCUGCCUACGAAGCCGAUGGUCCCGGGUUCAAAUCCUGGUAAGGGCAUUUAUUCGUGUGAUGAGCAUGGAUAUUUGUUCCUGAGUCAUGGGUUUUUUCUAUGUAUUUAAGUAUUUAUAAAUAUUUAUAUAUUAUAUAUAUCGUUGUCUAAGUACCCUCAACACAAGCCUUAUUGAGCUUACUGUGGGACUUAGUCAAUUUGUGUAAUAAUGUCCUAUAAUAUUUAUUUAUUUUAUUUAUUAUAUGUCACUCGUCAAGGCCUUGGCAGAAUAACAGCACGUUAGAAUAUGCUGAGACAGGGUCUUUUCCCUAAGGCACACAUUGCUGGACCCAAGUGUGUAAAUUUCGGUUUUUAAUGUGUACAUAAUUUUAUCUGUUGUUUUUUUUUGUUUUGUUGUUCUCUGAAUAAUCUUUUUAUCUUAUUUCUUUCAUCUUCUUGUCCUGUGUAUGUGUGCUUUAUGGAAUAAAUGUCUUUUUUUUAUUUCCUUCUACUAUUAGACAAUUGUUCUACAUAUUAGAGGGACUUAUAUAUAUAUAGUAAUAAUUAUAAUUAUGAGAAUAAAAUCAUAAAAUAAUCAUAAUCAUUAAUGAUAAUUCAUUUAAAUAAAAUGAAUUAUCAUUAAUUAAAAAAAAUUACAAAGUUUUACAAAUAAUUACUUACAUUAAGUCAUAUCUGUUCCCUAUUGCUUCCGGUGCAAAAUAAAAUAUAUAUGUAUAACGGAACGGUAGACACUUUUGACGCGCUGUAUGAUCGGUUACUAUUGAUUCUGACUCUAGAGCCGCCAUCAAUUAUAUCGAGGCGGCAAAGCUGCUCAAAAAUACCUGAACACGCCUCUAUUGUCACUCUCAGACUGUUUCUACACCACAAUGCGGAAGCGGUGCACAUCCCUGUCGCGUAGGGUGCGGGACAGCUCUAACAUCAUCCUGAGGGCAUUUGCGUCAAGGUUUGACUGUCAGUACAUAAACCAUUGCCAUAUGAUACAUGUACUGACAGGCAAGCCAAUAUACUGUAUGUAGAAAUAGUUAAUAUUGUAGGAAGACUAAUUAAUGUAAAUGUGUAAUUUAAUAUAGUAUAAUGUAAUUACUAACAAACUAUAUGGGCCUAUUUGACCUGAAAUAAAUGUAUUGAAUUGAAUUGAAUUGUCAAGGCUCUAGAGUGCGUGUUCAGAUAUUUUUGACCACGUCGGCCGCUUCGAUAUAUCUGAUGGCGACUGUACCUAGCAGUUUUACUACAGGUACUUACAUAGCAAAUACGUGUACGCUAUAAAUAUUUUUCUUGUGAAAUUAUUGAUGUGAAUAAAAAAUAAGUGUGAAUUAUUUUACUGUGCCCUGUAAUAAAAUACAUGUUUUAUUAAACGUUUGUUUCAUUCGUGUCAUCCCACUCAUUGUGUCAUUUGAUAUUUUACCAGUCGCUUUUCGGUGAAGGAAAACAUCGUGAGGAAACCGAACUAAUCCCAACAAGGCUUAGUUUUACCCUCUGGGUUGGAAGGCCAGAUGGCAGUCGCUUUCGUAAAAAUUAGUGCCUACGCCAAAUCUUGGGAUUAGUUGUCAAGCGGACCCCAGGCUAUACAGGCUAUGCAGACAUUGCUACGGCUCAUGGGAGCCGUAGCAAUGUGCCGGGACAACGCUAGGAAGAAGAGGAGAUCCCACGCAUCGCAAAAUAUUCUUAUCUACAUGAAUACAACUUAUUCACACAGUGCCCAUCGCCGAGUACGACUACAAUAGUUAUUUGUUUUACAAGGGGGCAAAGUUGUUGUUUAACCGCUCGUGAGUAAACUAACACGCAGAAAUUCUUAUAAAAACGUAAAACCCUACGACAAAAAAAAUACAACUGUGUAUUAUAUUAUAAUUGUAAUUUAGUAUCUUGCCUAUUAAUUGUAAUUAACGCUGUAGACAUCUAAAUCCAUGACAUCCAGAAAAAAAAUCUUUUCUGUAAGACGAAUAAGACGAUCUUCGUCUCAAAAUGUACUAAAGUAGUCCAUUAUUCGGACUUUGUUGUUGAUUUGCCUCACACUUUGCAACGAAGAUCUUCUUAUAGAAAAAAAAAAAUUUGCCGCCCACAAUCUCUCUGCUUCGCUUUAAGGUUGACUUCUGGUAGAGAAUGCCUUAUGGUAUUAAGUUCACCUUUAUUACUGUAAGGUUUUCUUUUGUGCAAUAAAGGUUAAAUCAAUACUUUAUGAUAUAUUUUCUGUAGUAUUCUGUUACCAUGCAAAAUCCGUAGGUGUUUUUUUGUUUUUUUUUAGAUACUACGUCGGUGGCAAACAAGCAUACGGCCUGCCUGAUGGUAAGCAGUAUCCGUAAUCCCUAACCCCCUCCCACCCUCGUUGAGCUCUGGCAACGUUACUCACCGGCAGGAGCACAACACUAUGAGUAGGGUCUAGUGUUAUUUGGCUGCGAUUUUCUGUAAGGUCGAGGUACUUCCCCAGUUGGGCUCUGCUCUAGAUCUGGAAUGACAUCCGCUGUGCUGUGCCCUACCACACAGAGCGAGAUGACAUUCACAAUGCCCAUACCUCUCUUGUGGACGUAGUUGUAGGCCGCCUUUACACCUGUAAGUUUUACUUACGUAAGUAAGGACAAAGCUAUUUGUUAGAAUGAGAUAAUGAUAUUCAUCUCUCACUCUAUAGUAUAGCUGUGUCCCUACUUACGUAAGUAAAACUUACAGGUGUAAAGGCGGCCUAAGGACAUACCCGGGUCCAAAGGUACCGUUAACAUAGACAUACUCGUAGUAAUAGAACUAGAGAGCGCACUCGCCUCCAAAGAACGUGACGAGCGAGAUAUCUCGAGAGAGAUCUCUGUCCCCUUCUUUCAUUAGGAAUACUAAUCAUUAUUGUCAUGUGAUAAUAAAAUUGAAUGAUUGUUGCCACAGCUAAACAAAACAUACUACGAUUUUUAUUCAUGUAAUUAUUAUAUAUUUUAAGUAGCAAUAGUUUAUUUUAUUGAAGAGAAGCCUUACCCGGUGACGCUAAUCAAUACAAGACCAGCUCUGAGCAAAGUUGUUUCGCGCUGAACCAAUAGAUGGCGCUCUACUACCUACCGAUUUGCUGCAACUUCAACCGGCAUCAACUUCACGCAAAUAAAUGGUGCCAUAUUGCGUCCUUCUGGCUGGAGUGUGGAGACACUUUUAGCUCGACACUGGUGCGGUGCGGUUGUCCCGAAAUUCGCGAUUACUUUUGUUCACGCUUUAUUUAGGUCGAGUUUAAUUUUAAAAUUGAUUUGUGCGUUUUCAUCAAUAAAUUGGAAUUACUUUUGUAGCCUACGUGUUUUUCCUUAUAAAUUCUUAUCUCCUUUCUAAAAAUAUAAUGUCCUCUUUUAUUUCUUUUCUGAGUUUUGAAUCAAAUGUUGGUAACAAUAUAUUUCCCAUAAAGGUCAUUAUUGUAUAUAUAAACAAACU
This is a messenger RNA of Cydia pomonella (codling moth), 9183 nucleotides long. RefSeq names its product macrophage mannose receptor 1-like. NCBI's taxonomy places the organism in Eukaryota, Metazoa, Arthropoda, Insecta, Lepidoptera, Tortricidae. The record is from RefSeq and is a predicted model, not a curated record. The coding region runs from base 3872 to 4858 and encodes 328 amino acids. Gene Ontology annotation, molecular function: signaling receptor activity. The transcript has 6 exons.